Molecule: messenger RNA, 246 nt
Organism: Endocarpon pusillum Z07020
Lineage: Eukaryota; Fungi; Ascomycota; Eurotiomycetes; Verrucariales; Verrucariaceae
Exons: 1
Coding region: 1-246 (81 amino acids)
Source: RefSeq, a predicted model, not a curated record
AUGCAAGGUAUAAAGGGCGACACGACCAUAGUGGAAGCAUCGGGUGAGGACGUCAACACGCUCAGAGAAGCACGACGAAAUCUUCGGUGUCUUGAAGAAAAGGUGGCCAAACUCGACAAGCACCAACAGAAACUCGCUGAAGGAAUAGCUUUUGCGGAGCCGUACCUGAAGACCUUGGUUGAAUAUGGGGAGGCGCGCCGGAAGAAACAUGAAGGUGGACAAUCCAUUACCGAAUGGGAUAUGUAA